Messenger RNA from Ceraceosorus guamensis, 3196 nucleotides. RefSeq lists its product as hypothetical. Gene Ontology annotation, biological process: transcription initiation at RNA polymerase II promoter; positive regulation of transcription elongation by RNA polymerase II. Gene Ontology annotation, cellular component: transcription factor TFIIF complex; nucleus. Lineage: Eukaryota; Fungi; Basidiomycota; Exobasidiomycetes; Ceraceosorales; Ceraceosoraceae. The record is from RefSeq and is a predicted model, not a curated record. Gene Ontology annotation, molecular function: RNA polymerase II general transcription initiation factor activity; DNA binding; TFIIF-class transcription factor complex binding. The transcript has 5 exons. The coding region runs from base 124 to 2829 and encodes 901 amino acids.
GGCUGAGGCCUCAGCGUACAGCCGUACAGCACGAGCCAUCAGUCUCUUGAUAGGCUCGCCUCACACCUCAGAGAAGCCUGCCCGACACUGCUGCCGAGCAGUUCACGAUCUCCGUCGCUCGAGAUGGCGCCCAAAAGCGAGCACGCGUCCAAGCAAGCGAGUGUGAGAGGCAGCGCAACGCCCAUGGAUGUGGAUGCUAAGCAACCUGCUGCAUUCUCCACCUCCAAGGCGAAAGCGUCUUCCUCAUCUCUCUCCAACACAGCUCAGCGGCCCAAGUCUCCUCCUCCACCGACAGAAUAUCGAGAUAUUCCUCUGCUCUCUUUGUCCAAUGCCAGCUCCCUCUUUGAUACUUCUACCGAUCAGAAGGGAGAAGCAAAGGUGAAGACGCACCUCCUCAAAUUGGUCUCCAAUGCCUCCAUCGAUCUCAGCUCAGCGGAAAGAUUCUCUCAACCACUUCGAUUGAAUAGAAAACUUCUACCAAAGCUGAAAGCUCCAAGACCUAACCCGGGGGAUGUGAUACCGGACAAGUAUGGUAGACCGAUUCUCGGUUUGGGAGAUGAUGGCAAGUCCCCGUUGAGGUGGCCCAGGAAUCGGCAAGAAUUGGAUCAGGUCAAGGCUUGGCUAGACAAGGGCAAGGAGGAAAAAACGAGUCAAGUAGAUGUCUCCCAGAUAGCUCCCACCUCGAGCAACGCAGCCCAACGCAACAAAACUCAGCUCUUCAAGAAGCGGGUCAGGGAAGUUCAUAAGGCAGCAUCUUCGUCGCGCAAAACGUGGAAUGAUGAGAGGUUACCUUGGAUCUUGGAAGAUCAAGAGACGUCCAAGGAGUGGGAGAGUAGCAGGACGCUCAAUCCCAGCGGCCUGGCCGCUCUUCGAGAAGAGGUGGAAAAAUUUGAAAGAGGAGAAAAGAGCAAUGUUCGGUUUGUGCAAGAGCCGCUCACCGAGGCUCCCACCGGAGAUGGUAUGAGCACUAUCAAUAUCAGCGCCGAUUCUGGCGGGCAAGUGAAAAGGGAGCCCGCCGAAACGUUGGAACCAGCAAUCAAGACGGAAGUGAAAGGCUCGAUCGACAACAAGACGACAAAUCAUUCUCCUUGGCUCGGCAAGUUGGAAGGGGAUAACGGAGACGCCAACAAUCAUGUGCUGUUUGUGUUCGAUAGUGCUGGCGAAGGCGGCUUUAGGUGCAUUCCAUUGAGCAAGACCUACAGAUUCUUGCAGAAGAGCACGAAUACUCUUUCGGCGGAAGAGGUUGAGAGAGAGUACGAACGCUACCAAAAAUCGCGAGAUAAUGGCGCGUCGCGUUGGAUGUUGCGAGUACAAGAAUCCAUCUCGCUUGGAGCUGAAGGGCGCUCCUCUCGUCGCAAUCAGCCUUCCAGCUCUUCUUGGCGUACCGGUGGAGGAGUGAAGAAGGAGGAUCCUGGUGGGGAUGAAGACGAUCUCGAUAGCGUGCCCGAGUGGAAGCACUUGCUCUUGCCAAAUGGGAGCACCCUAAGCGCGGCUAUCGCUAGCAGCUCGGAGAAGAAAACCCGUAGCAGGCAGCCGGUGGGCGGCAGGAGAAGGCGCGAAUCAAACGAGGGCAGAUACGACGAGCUAGACUUUCAGGAAGAGAUGGCGGACGAUGAUGAUCGCAACGAGAUGGAAGGGUACGAUUUGGGCGAUGAAGAGACGCAUGAGCUAGAGGAGAGAAUGAAGAGAGAGAUGGCCAAAGCUGAAGCCUCCGACGAGGACGAGGAUGAUGAUUUUGCACCGCAAGAUGAUUUGUUUGGAGGGUCUACCAAGAGGCCAGGAAGUAGAAAGGACGACAUGUUGACGGGAAGCGACAAUCAGAUGAAUCGAAUCGUCAAAGCGCUAGCAAGAAACAUGGGCAAUGAAGCGUAUGAAGAGGAAGAAAACCCUUACCUCAGCGAUGAAUCGGACGAGUCUGAUCUCGCGGUUGCCAAUCCCGAGAAGGCGCUGCAGGAAGUGCGCGAGGAGAGAGAGAAGCGCGAUAAGGAGGAAAGGGAGAGGUUGAAAGCUAUGGGAGGCAUCGGCAAUAACGGCUCGACAUCGGUCUCCACACCUGGCAGAGAAACACCACCUCCGGGCACAAAGAGCGGCAACGCGACGCCGAGCGGAAGGACGGAGAAGCACAAAUCGGCUGGCGCAGGCUCGAUCGUGAUGGGACAGAAGCAUAAACCUGGAGCUGGACAUGCUAGUGUGGCUCAACGAGCUACCAGCCCUUCUGCGAGCGCGAGCAGGCAGAACAAACAUUCGAGAGCCAACAGCAGAUCUACUAGCCCUGUUGCGGGUGGAAGUGGAGGCGCAGGCUCGAGUGUCAGAGCGACGGGCCCAAUGUCAAGAACGCCCACGAACCCGACGCCGUCGACGGCGGAUCGCAAUUCGUCGAACAAGCGCAAGAGCGAAGCGCCAGUAUCGCAUUCUGACAUGGCUUUGAGUACUCAGGAUCGAGGCAAGAGGGCACGCACGACGACGGCUGGACCUGGUUCGAAUGCGGGCGCAAGUGCGGGUGCAAAUGCGCACGCAUCGCGUAGAGGUUCCCCUCUGGGCACAUCUCCCAACGCUUCUCGCGCCGUCUCUCCCUCUUCCGGCAUUGUCGGCGGCGGCGGCGGCGGCACUUCUAGCAGCAGCAGGAAGGAAUUGACGUCGAUAGAAUUGGAUGUGGUGCGCACUGUGCGUGCCAAUCCGGCAAUGAAGCAUUCGAAGGAAGUGGUCAGGCUUUUCAAAUCGAAGAUGAAGACGGAACAGAGCGAGGCUUAUUUCACGGCUAUCAGCAGACUCCUCGUCAUGGAUGAGACCAGCGGAACAUACAAAGUCAGAGAUUGGGUCAAGGAUUGACGAGAUGAAGGAUUUUCUGUUGUGCUCUACUCCAUUUGCACCUCUACGAUUGCGUCUCUAGAAGUAGACAGGAAGUGGCUAGCACGAGGAAGUCCAAGGUUCCGAAAGGCUCUACGAGGUACCAGCCACCCGCUCCCCCCCACACCUCACUCAACUCAUCAAACUUCAGCGCGAACACUCCCAUUCACCUAUCUUCAUGCCACACGGACGUGUUACCCCACAUUGCUCCUGAAUCUCCAUCACACUUCACUUCGACCCCCUCAACCCCGCCUCCCCUUCCGUAGUCUCACGUGUUCGAGAAAACAAAACCAUGUAUCCUGGGAGUGUUUGUCGCUUUUGCGAGAAAGCGUGACGAUGCGUCGUCUCG